UUUUGAGGACACCAGCGCAUUUAUGCCGAGGCGUGCUGACGUCACCCAGCCACAAUGAGCGCACUUCACACUGUUGUUGACGCGUCAUAAAUGCACAUGGCUCCGUUGCGGAUAUGAACGAGAGAUGGAGCAGAGACUGACAGUCGGUGAGUGAGAGACCUGAGUGUUUUUUGCUGAAACAAACCCACUACCUUCCGCAGACCACAACAUGAGCGACAACAACUACUGGGGACAGCAUGACUGCAGCAGACUGUGCUUGGGCCUGCCGAGCGGCCACGUGGAACACAACCUGACCGAUCAGCAACUAGUCCAAGAAUGCAGCGCAAACGUUUUUCUACCAAAGUUUCCAUCCUACUCCGAUUCCUGCUGCCUCCCAUUGGACAAGACACUUGGACCUCAUGAAGGAGACCAGGUGGUGCCUUAUUGUACUUCCCACCGAUGGACAGUGUGUUGGGGCCCGCAGAGAGAAGCCAAACCAUUGCCGCCCUUACCUGACCCCGAGGAGCACAUGUCCGACGAGGCAGCAGAUAAUGAGGUGGAGUUCUUCACCAGCGAGCGACGGCCGCUUCUGCCCAAAAGCUGCCCUAAGAUGGUGUGCAGGAGCAGAGGUCAAGUAAAUCCCGCCUACCUGGGGGCGUCGUCGCAGCCUGGCAACGCCUCCUUGGCGUUCUCCUGGCCUGGCAAAGAGGACAAAUUAACAGGCGCAGGUGCUGAGCUCGGAGUUAACGACUGGCAUCCUGUUCCCCUGGCGGAAAACCACCAGGAUAUGUCGUGGCGUCGACACCCAGACUAUAAACUCAACUCCUGCUCCAGCACCCCCUCCGAGAAGCCCCAAAUUCCUCCUCGUAUCCCAAUCCCGCCAAAAACUUACCUAAAAACUGCGGCCGGCGAGGAGAAGCCGCCUAAAAUCCCCCCGAGAGUCCCUCUGGUGCCCCCGUGCCCGCCACGGUCCCCGAGUCCCAAAAGCCUACCCAUUUACAUCAACGGCGUGAUGCCGGCCACACAGAGUUUCGCUGCUAACCCCCAAUAUGUGAGCAAGUCGCUGCUGAGCGAGAGGGCGCCCCCCGCGGCUCAGAUCUCCCCCUGCAUCGUUCCAAUUUUGAAGGACGGCAGACAGGCCAGCGCCACGCACUACAUCCUCCUCCCGCCGCGGCAAAAGACAUUGGCCGACAGACGAGGGCGACUCUUGAGCGAGCCCGCCAGGUUGGGAAACGAAUGGCAGAACAGUUAAAAUAAACCCGCGUGGGGUUGGUUUACUUCAGGUUUUGCACAUUCAAAAAACGGGCACAAAAUUGAAACCAUACCGUACAACGUCUUUAUCUCGAUAGCGCUUUCACAACAGCUGCAGCUGUCACGAAGCGCUUAACAGAACAGUUAACAUGAAAUGACUAAAGACGCUAACAUAACUUCAUGCAAUCUUAGCCACUUUUCCUGCCGACGCUUUGUUGUUUGAAGCAGUUCGAGAUGAAAGCGGGGAGGAUCAAAAGUGUCCUUUCACCAGUGGAUCAGAGACGCCAAGCUCAAAAUGUGCACACGUCUGCUACAUGCUAGGUUUGAAAGUAAACAAGCUGGAGCUUCCAUCGACCAACUCAGAGUUUCUACUUCUUUAAAGCGCAUGCAAUUUGCGAGCUUCGUUAAUCAAGCCCUAUGAGUCUUAAAAGUAGGAGAAAAUAGUCACUGACAUCAUUCCUUUCACCUUCUUGCUGUGCUAUAAUGUCAGUGCGAUUGUGAGAAAUGACUCAAUAGUGUGACAUCAUAACGCAUCACACCGUGGAACCCUCCAGCGGUUGUGUUGUUGCCACUUGCCCGUUUAGUAGAAAGAAUCAAUGGACUGACUCAAGCCAUUAGGUACUCUAAAGACUAUUGUUGGUACAAUACUUUAAGGGUAUGGUGUGGUAUUACAUACCCUGACAAUUGGUUAUGUACUUUCCCCUGACGUUUUGUGUCCUGCUGCAAAUUGUUUAAUAUUCGCCAGAAUUGAAAUUGACCUUAAAAAGGUUUGUGAUUGCCUAGAGAGGCCACAGGAUGGUGGCAAAGCACGACUUUCCUAUUAGACAGGGCUAUGGCCUGACUAAACAAAGCUCCUUUGUCUCACUUUGACAUAGUUCUUCGGCACCGAUAUGCCACAAGCCAGCGCCAAAUCACCCUAUACAUUACCACGUUUUUUUUUUUGUUUUCUCAGGAAAUAUUGAUAACCAGGAAGAAUAAAUUUUUCAAAUGGGUUUGGAAGUACGACACGAUAGCUUCAGUCAGACAUUUUCUCAAACAAGAGUGACUGACUGUUGAUGUGUGACAAAAUCCUCAAGAUGAAUUCACGCGCCUUACCUUUCAACUGUUAAUGUCAUUUUAAGAAUAUGUUUGUCAGCACGGGACUGAGUUUGUUGCUUCUGGCAUUUUGCCAGUGAGUAUUAGACAGUAUCUGCUCUGGGUCAACCUGGAAAUCCUCUUAACAUUCCAGUAUUCUCUCUCUCGAGUUGGAGGCUUGAGUUGCCUUGUCGUUCCCAAAGGAACUUCCUUUGGGGACAAUAUUUUAUUCCCGUCCUCUGUAACGUUCCAUUGACAAAACAUGCUGCAACCCAAGCAGAGCAGAUACUCCAAUCUAUGUUGUGCACUUAAAUGUGAGCGAAUCGUUACUGUAUAAACAAGCUGGGCUUGUGUCAGACUUAUCAUUCCAUGUGUUCUUCAGCAUGCUGCUUGAAAUCUUAUAGGUAUAAUUUUGAAAAUAGAUCUCAUCAUAAUGACAGUUGAUAGAACAGCGAGAACAACACUGCACAACCGUCCUAAAAAUGUCAUCAUUUAGAAUGCAAAACUGGUUCUGUCUAUCUUUCAGCUCUGCUCACGUGGUAUCUCGAGUUUAAAACUGGGGUUAUUGUAUAUCUCAAAGAUGAAACAGUGAAACAUUCAUUAGCACGACAUCAAUUGGAUUUAUUAUUUUCUUGAGGUUACAUGAUUAAAAGUCAUCCGAACCAAAAUCAGACGAUGGCUGAAAAAGUCAUCUUAAAUGCUGUAAACCUUGUGAUUUUUUUUUCCCCACAAUAUGUCCAGU
This is a messenger RNA of Hippocampus comes (tiger tail seahorse), 3046 nucleotides long. RefSeq names its product ERBB receptor feedback inhibitor 1b (gene errfi1b). Gene Ontology annotation, biological process: regulation of keratinocyte differentiation; negative regulation of epidermal growth factor receptor signaling pathway. The transcript is spliced from 4 exons. The record is from RefSeq and is a predicted model, not a curated record. Lineage: Eukaryota; Metazoa; Chordata; Actinopteri; Syngnathiformes; Syngnathidae. Bases 209 to 1231 code for a protein of 340 amino acids.